AUGGCGGGCAUCAAAGUCACGAAAAGUGAGCCGUAAGCCUGUGCCAUGUGAAGUUUAUCUGCUUUUGUUAAUCACUGUGAAUGUUUGUGGUCCACAAGGAAGACAGCGUGAUGUGCAGGCCGUGCUGUAUUAUUUAGAGCUUGAAAUGGAAGGCUGUGAAACUUGCCGGGAGGUAUUCCGGCUGCUGUCAUCAUAUGUUGAGACAUGUGGAGCCGGUGACAAAUUUGAAGUACGAAAGAAAGAUGUUUGGACUUUACUGGAGUUUUCCCAAACAUGGGGUCAGAGGCAAUGCAGCUGCCUCUUCAAGGACUACAAGAACUUUGAGAGGCUCAACAAUUUGGUGCAGCUUAUCCUAAGGUUCGCAAUCAACAUCAUUGCAAACCCUAAGCACCCACUGGAAGACACUGCAGAGGGUGAGACCCAAGAUAAAACUCCAUCCAUAAAGGUACAGGAAGAGGUAACUAAAGAGGAUUCAUCCAAGGAGGACGUCUCCAAGGAGGAGGAUGCUGGACAAAAAGACGAGGAAGACUCCCAGAAACCUGCGUCCCCAAAGCCAUCCAGAACAUCAGAAGAACCUUCUUCGGAGUCGAAGAAUGCAAAUGCUAACACAAACGACGAAGAGGAGGCGGGUAUUUCAAACUCUAAAGAUGAAUCUGGCAGAGGGGACUCUACUGAAGAUGUUUCCAAGGAAGAGAUGGAAGUGGAUCGAGGGAACAGGCAGCCGAAGGAGCUGGAGGUGGAAAUAUGGAGUUUAGAAGAUGAGGAGAAGCUGCUGCAGUUUGUUGCCAAAGUGUUCCAGAUGAAUUUUCCGAUGUACGCAGCACACAAGCAGUAUUACCAUGGUCUUGCUGAGCAGGAAACAUCAUCUCAGGAGUCGGAGGCCCUGGGCAAUUACUGCGAUAUGAAUGAUCUGGAUGUGCCGAUCCACCUGCUGCGUAAUGUGUGCUUCUUCUGUGACAGUAACGGGCUGGCUGUCAUGAGACAGUGCUUCGAGGCAGCUACACCCGAUACCCUUCCCUUCUCAUUGGCCCAUGCCAUCAUUGCCAUUGUGGCAAAUCUUCGUUUGUGGCUUCAUCUCCAUGCCGUGAUGCAGUUUGUCGCCCCGUUAAGGACGCAUGUGAUCAGAUAUUUGUGUCGGCUUCCUGAUAAGGAGUUACGACGCGCCAGCGCCCGUAGUAUGGCGGAUAUGAUGUGGAGUGCGAUCAAGGAGCCAAUGGAAGCGCCUCUGUCCUUCGAUCGGGACAGCCUGGAGUUAGCUCUCAAGUAUUUCAUGUCGUCCACACUGACCAUGAGGCUCGCCGGCCUCAGUCAGAUAACUAGCCAGAUUCACAUGUUUAACGAAGUAUGCAACAACGAGUCUGUGGCAGACAUUGACAAUGUUGGUUCCCAAUUGACUGCCUGGCUGCUUGAGAAGGAGGUUGUCGAACAUCUGUUUGGACCCAAUAUGCAUCUGGAGAUCAUCAAGCAAUGUCAGAUCAUUCUCAACUUCCUGGCAGCAGAGGGCGCUCUGACCACCAAGCACAUCGAUACUAUCUGGGCAGCCACCCAGCUGAAGCACUCCGGCCGUUACGUCCACGAUCUCUUCCCUCAUCUUAUUAAGAAUCUAGAAGCAGGACCCCUGUUCCACCUACUGAAGCUUGUUUCCAGGCUGCACCCAGCAGAACACACAGAGCAGACGCUAUACCUUUCCCAAGUCAUAACCAAGUGCAUAUGGACCAGCGCGGUGUCGAGUAGCGCUGUGAGUGCCACCACACUAAGGAGACCGGAUACCAGACACUCGCAUCAUGAGUUUCCUCUGCUUCGAAGCAACUUAGAAAUUGGACCAGACAAAGGUGGGAUGAACAGCAACAAUAGUCGUAUGGUGGAGAUCUACGAGCUGGAAGAUGAUGAUGAGGAUAAUGUAGAAGAGACUAUUCGGAGUGCCUUGGAGGAUCAGUCCUCUCAUUGUAGUAACACACAUGAGGAGGAAAGUAUAGAUGUCAUUAGAGUAGAUUCUCAAAGCGCUACAGAAAGAGAGGAGAUAAUAACCGAUGGAAACUUACAAACAGAACUUAGAAGUAAAACCCCAAAGCACGGCUCCCGCGGCGGUGGUAAAAGCUCACACAAGACUCUCAGUGCAGCUAGCCGUCGAAGGAAAAGACUUCUGAAACUGAGACUCGUUGAAGAGGGGUCGGAGAGUUCGAUUACCGAGCAUGACUCGGAUAACAUUGACUCUGAGAAUGAGGCCAUGGUGACGAGUCCAGAGAACUCAGAGAGUGACAGUGACGUGACUGAAGAAAGUGAGGAACACGGCACACAGCUGGGAAGCGAGUAUGAGGACGUCAGCGAGGAGAGUGAUGUUGAGAUGCGAAGCGAGGAAGAGGACGAUGAUGAGACAGGGAUCAGACAUCCCUGCUGCAGGUCUACAAUGCUCGGUCGGCGCAGUCAGUUACGCAAGUGCCUUGUUGGUGGAGACAUCAGCGAUAGUGCCUCCUCCGAGGAGAGCGGCGUCCAGCACAGACAUUUCUUCCCCGCGGAGGUCCGGCCGAGGAGAGAACAAAUGAAGAAACAGCAGCUGCUGAUCGGAGACUUAGAGGAGGAGAAGGCCGAGGAGGGGGAAGAAGGAGACGGAGACGCAGUCGAUGUUGAGAUUGAAAGGACACGGAUAGGAUGUGAAGGGGUCAUGGGUUCCUUGCCCCCAUCCCCGCAGUCCGAUCGAGGGCAGCUACCCCAAGAAGCUCAGGAGGCCGAGGAUUACUACGUUAGGAAUAGAGGACUAGAAACUGAGAUUUAUGACUGUAGGAGAUAUCUUCCUCAUCGGCAUACAAUACGGGGCAAUGUAAUGGACGAGCUGAUCAGCGCAGACGAAGGCUCGUGCAGUAGCUCCCAGGCCAGCGCCAAGUCCGAGAAGAACAUGGCCGACUUUGACGGGGAAGAAGAAGAAGAGGAAGACUCUGUCUGCUCUGAUGAACUCUUGCAACUCAGCGCUCAUCUCAGUUCAAUACAUCAUCAUCAUCAUCCACACUCACAUCGUCAUCGCCAUCAUCAUCACCUGCCUGAUAUGGGACCUGUGUAUCGAAGUAGACUGUCUAGUACGUGUUCCAAUCACAAUGAGAGAGAGGACCCAUCCACUCCCUUUGUGGACUUCAACUUUGAGGAAGUUUGCAAAAGAGGGCACACGUUACUGUGGGACCAAGUACAGGAUGAGCACGCUAUCCAUCUCGCAGAGGGACUAGCAGCGGAGGCGGAGAAACUUCUAUGUUCGCUCGUCUGUUGGUUCCCUGAAAGAGAAAUCCGCAUGAAGUUUGUCGAAGGCUGUCUGGAGAAUCUGAAGAGCAACAGGUCCGAAGUUGUUUCUCUACGUCUUUUGCCGAAGCUGUUUGGUUCCUUUCAACAAUAUCGUAAUAAUUACAAUACCCACUGGAUCACCAUGUGGGCAGAGGAAGAGCUUCAUAUGAUGGAACUAUUCUUCAGUAAUCUCAUUCAUUAUACCAGCCAGGUCAGAAGUGGUGAACGCCCCGACAGAACACUCUAUACACAUACUACUGAGGUACAAGCGAGACUACAAUUCCUGACUUGCGUCUUUUCUACUCUAGGAUCACCUGAUCACUUCAGAUUAACUCUUGACCAAGUGGACACCCUGUGGACGUGUCUGGCCACAGACCCUGAAUGUGGUGAUGAAGCAUUGAGUUGGUUCCUCAACCAGGCUGGUAACAAAGACCAACAUGCACUCGGGUUAGAAACCUUCAAGCAUAUCUUCUUCAACAAGAUGCCCCAGCUUGAGCCGGAGAGUAUUAGCAUGACUGGUCUUAACCUCUUCACUCAGCUGUGUAGCUUAGCUAGACUAGCAAGCUCGUCAUCUUACGAUAGCCCGCCUGUAGAGAUGCCUGGAAUUGAUCAUCUAUGGAAGAUUGCUCUGCGAGCUAAGAAUACUGACGUCAGCUUAUCUGCAAUCAAAUACAUCAACUCCUACUACAUCAACGCUGGUAAUGGCUCAUUGGAGAAGGAGGAGGAGUUUAUAAAGCGCUGCAUGGAGAGUUUGUCUCAGGCGUCUGCUCAGUUGGAUACUUCUCAAGACUCCAGUCUCUUGGUGCUACAGAGAGGACUGAUCCUCCUUAAGACACAUCUUGAGGCCUUCAGGAAAAGGUAUGCGUACCAUCUACGUCAGUGGCAGCUCCAGGGACGAGGAAUCACGAAUCAUAAGAGACAUUUGUUGGAGGGGCACUCACAGACGCUGAGAGUAGUGUGCCAGCUGGCUGGCAUGACUGAAAAGUUUACAGUAGAGCUUAGUUCAUCCGACCUCGUUGCUGACCUCAGGGCAGAGGUCACGCACAUCAGCGAGCAAUUCCAGCAGCAGCAACACCAACAGCAACAGCAGCAGGCCUGCCCAGAACAAGAAGACGCCCCGUCCCAGAAGCAGCCCCCUGCAAUGGGCUUUGCUGGUCUGACGGGGGCCCUGUCGGCGUCCUCGCUCCAGGGUCAAAGGCCGGUCAGAAUGAUCUCCGUUGGUCAUGAGCUGACCCCUGACCUCGAUGAGAAGAACCUGAAAGAGAUGGGAUUCUGUGAUCUUCAGCUUGUGUUUGUGUCAUUUGGUGCAAUACGACGGGAGAGGAAACGAGACGGUAUGGACCAGCCGGCCUCGUGUCUGCCCCCACCUCCUCAAGCCAAACUCCCCAUGAUGCUGCUCCUACAAGAACCCCAUUUUGGCUGCCUCUUCCAUUUGUUACAGCAGCUGAAUGAACUGCAGGGGGAGAAACAGGAUGUGGAAACAGCUCAAGAGCUUUUAGGGCGGACUCAGAUGCUCUCUCGUAAUGUCUGGCAUCUACUCAUGCUUCUUCCAACCAGCUCAGACAUGCUCAAUAAAUUCAAAGUGCUCGUCUCACCAUCAGAAGCAGACAAAGAUUUAAAGGAUGACCAGGCAGAAGUCCUUGCCGAUAAGAAAGCAGCAACCAAGGAGGACAUCUCUGCUACCCCGACAGCUACCCAAGCCAACUGGCCGGAGCUUCUUGACGUCAGCAACACGCAUAAGUUACUCUACUCACUCCAGAUUGUAGAGUCUCUCGGCCAGCCAGACCGCAAGAAACGUGGGAAGUCUCUGGCUUGCGUUGGAAGAGGUGACCAUAGUCCUUUACCCAGCUCGUCUGAGUUUGGCACCAUUGAUCUUAAGGGUAUUCAGCUGAGUCAAAGUGAGCCGUGUCUGUCAACUGCUGGAUCAGAUGAUGGGAGAGAGUCAUGGAACGUAAUGUUUGUUGAGAGUGGAGGUCUGAAACACCUGUUUAACAUCUUCAUGUCUGGAAACCUGGAAGCUAAGAGUGGACAGCAUUGGAACCUGUGGCAACAAGACUGCCUGGCGUGCAUCUUGAAGCUCAUCAAUGAGUUUGCCAUCGAGCAGGCCCCCCUAGAUCAGGGACAAGAUGACGUCUUUGAGGCGCAUUCCUCCAGUGAAGAAGCCCCGCAUAAGUGUCCUCGCAGGACGAGACAGAGUAGUGCUGACGUGGGAGGCAUCACCACCAAACUAUCUCAGCAACUGUUGGAGUUGAUGUCCGAGGAAGGUGUUCUAGACAGACUGAUGACCGUUCUGUAUGAAGCAGCUGCACCGUCUGAUACUGUACAAGUCCGUGCUGGAUACUGGGUGAUCCACUAUGCCAUGAAGCUACUGGUCUCCUGGGCAUACAGCGAUCCUGAAGUCAGGGUACUACUCUGCCAGAAUAAACUCUUUGACAAGUGGCUGCAGAGACUGGUGCUCCAGACGAGUGAGGUGUACGUGAGACGAGAGGUUUGCGACUCUCUCUACAGACUGUGUGAAGGAAGUAGCCUCCCAUGUCAGCAUUUUUCAUGGGCUCUGCUCUCUAGUCUCCUCAGUUUCCUCUCACAAGCUCAGAGUAUACGCCCCAAGAAGGAUUACAGUAAGAAUGUAGACGACUACGGUCCCGGCUGUAGGAACUACUUCUGGCUGUUAUGCUCCAUCGUGGACAACAUCGACAGACAGCAUGACUGGUCCAUCGGUAGCGGCAGUAGCUCCCCUGGUCUGGAUCAAGAGAAGAAGGUUAUUAAUGUCAACACCAUCGCUAGACAUCUAGCAGAAGGCAUUCAGAGUCGCCCUGUGUUGGAGGAGAGACAUAACACUAUUGAGGACUUGGCAUUGACUGGCUUGCUUAAACUCUGCACGGCCGUCAUGAAACACAAUCCACCCUUCAAGUUUAGCAAAGAGGGACAGGUGUUUCUGGCCAACGUCUUUGAGUGUCUCUUUGCUGUAGCCAACAUGGAGGAACGCAAUCUCCCUAAGUGUAAAUCUAAGGGGAGUCGGCUGGCUAACUAUGACUUACUGAUCGAGCUUGCCAGGGGAUGUCAGGACAGCUAUGCUUGCUUGCAUCGACUCAUGCUGCAGCAACACACACCAGGUUCACAUGGCCCGUACCCAUGGCAAUAUUGGCCUCAGGAUGACGGCCGGUCCUCCUGUGGCUAUGUUGGUCUGACCAACCUCGGAGCGACGUGUUACAUGGCGUCUUGCAUGCAGCAGCUGUUCAUGAUGCCAGAGGCCCGUGCACCCAUUCUCAGCGCCAUGAUAACCGAUGACACUCACCACGCCAACAUCCUGAUGGAGCUUCAAAGAAUGUUUGCCUUCCUCCAAGACAGCGAGAGGAAAGCCUACAACCCACGUAGCUUCUGUAAGGUCUACACCAUGGACAAGCAGCCCCUGAACACCGGGGAGCAGAAGGAUAUGACGGAGUUUUUCACCGAUCUCAUCAGUAAGAUGGAAGAGAUGACGCCACAGCUUAAUGAUUUAGUAAGUAAUCUGUUCAAGGGGGAGCUGACGAACAAUGUUGUUUCUCUGGACUGUCCUCAUGUGAGUAGUACAACAGAAGAGUUUUGUACAGUCAGAUGCCAAGUUGCUGACAUGAAGAACCUCUAUGAAUCGUUAGAUGAAGUGACAGUCAAAGACACCCUCGAGGGAGAUAACAUGUACACAUGCUCACAGUGCGGCAAGAAAGUCAGAGCAGAGAAACGGGCAUGCUUCAAGACCUUACCCAAGAUCUUAUCCUUCAACACAAUGCGCUACACCUUCAACAUGGUGACUAUGAUGAAAGAGAAAGUCAAUACCCACUUCUCAUUCCCUCUCAAGCUGGACAUGGCGGGCUACACGGAGGCUGCCCUCAUGGGCUCCGACAAAGACAAGCAAUCUGACGAUAGUUCCUUCAUCUAUAACCUGAUCGGCGUGACGGUCCACACCGGCACGGCGGACGGGGGUCACUAUUACAGCUUCAUCAAGGAUCGUAUGCACAGCUCCGAUGAUAGAUGGUACAUGUUCAACGAUGCCGAGGUCAAACCGUUUGAUUCCACUCAGCUGGCUGGAGAGUGCUUCGGUGGUGAAAUGACGACCAAGACUUAUGAUUCGGUCACAGACAAGUACAUGGAUUUCUCAUUCGAAAAGACCCACAGUGCCUAUAUGUUAUUCUAUGAGCGAUGUCUACCAGAGGAUAUCCACAAAGAACCUCCAGCCCAGCCUGUCAUAGAGCUACCUAAAGAACUUGCUGAGUGGAUCUGGCAAGACAACAAGAACUACCUUCGAGAUCGUUCAAUCUUUGAUCACUCUUACAUGAACUUCAUGUGGCAGGUGUGUAGUUAUCUGCCGUCAACUCUUCCAGACCCUUCACAAGUGCAACUCAUGGCCUCCAAGUUGACGACAACCUUUGUCUUGGAGACGUUAAUUCACGCCAGAGAGAAACCCACCAUGUUACAAUGGAUGGAGCUUAUGACUAAACAGUUCCAUACAUGCCAAGCAGCCUGUGAGUGGUUUUUGGACUACAUGGCUAAUGAUGACUGGUGGCCACAGCAGAUUCUGAUUAAGUGUCCCAUUCAAACAUGCAGACAGUUGUUCCAGAGACUUUGUGUCCAUGUGAUCAGACAACUGAGGGACAAACACGCUCCGUUGUAUCUUCAUCCAAUCGUAGAUGGGGAGGACGAGGUGGAUAUUCCUCCUGAUGAGAUUGGCAAUUAUUCCUGCGUGACAAGAUUCAUCAAGAAGCUCCUCUCCAUCAUUGAGCAUGGUGUACGUCCACAGUCCAAACACCUGACAGAGUACUUCUCGGUCCUCUACGACUUCGCCAAGAUUGAUGAAGAUGAGGCACAGUUCCUUACAUCUGUAGAAGCUAUUUCAAUCAUGACCAACUUCUAUCUCGGAACUAAAGCUGCCGAUUAUGUGGAAGUUGUCUCAGACGAUGAUAAUGAAGAUGAUGAAGAUGAGGAUGACAUCAUCUCGCUGACGGAAGACAAAUACAAACCGACGUCCCUAGAGAAGAUGAUCUCACUCAUAGCGUACCUGGUAGACUCCUCAAGAACUGAUCGACAACUCAUGCUGUCGCAGACGGACUAUGCGGUGCUUGUAGCUGGCAAGGGAUUCCCGUUCUUGUUUCAACAAAUCCGAGACUGCAUCAAUCUCCAGCAGACUCGUAAUCUCAUCAUCAGCCUGACGAGGUUCCAGCCUAGACUAGCCGAGCAGAUAGUUGCCAUGAUCUUCAAUGCCAUCGCUAAACUCAAUCCGGAGGCUGGCCAGCCCUUCUUCAAGAUCCUGUCCAUGUUGGUAGAGACGGCAGGAGGACCACCAGGUGUACCUCCAUUUACACCCAUCAUACUCCAGAGAAUAUGGGAGGUGUCGGAGUUCAACCCGAUUCAAGUUCUGGAUUGGUUGGCCGCUCAAACCCCCAGGAAUAAGCUGGCUCAUCAUUGGGUGCUCCAGGGGGUCAAGACGUGGGUGGAGCAUUUCCUACUGGCCCAUAAUAAUGUCAGAGUUAGGAAUGCCGCUGCCUUUUUGUUGAUCUCCUUGGUUCCUGACGCUCACUUCAGACAGUCCUUCCGCUCAGCUCGGUCAGUUCAUAGUCCACAGAAGGAGAUUAGAUUGAAUCCAGAAGCCGUGGUAAUCCUUCAGCAGAUCUACUCAAUCCUACUCAAACACCUGCCGAGGGCAAGGCAUUAUGUUGAUGCAUCUAUCCAUGGGACCACCAAGCUGGUUGCUUACUUCUCUGUUCUCAGUCACUGUAUCAUCAGUAGGAUAGAGAAGAGAAUGUUUUCCCAGUAUUUCAUGGAUCUUUGGAACCUUUACCAGCCCAAGUUGUCUGAGCCUCCUAUACCAUGCAACCACAAUAAACAGGCUAUGCUCCAGUUCUGGUACAAUGCCUGCGUGGACGUUCCUGAGAAUGUAGAGUUGAUCAUCAGCAAUCCAACUGUAGUCAAACACCUGCCGUACAACUACAUCCUAGCGGAUCAUGACGACCAGGAGGUGGUGAUGUUCAACAGGAUCAUGUUGCCGGCCUACUACGGACUCCUACGUCUCUGCUGUCAACAGUCGCCACAGUUUGCUAGAGCUCUUGCUGUUCAUCAGAACAUGCAAUGGGCAUUCAGGUUUCUCACGCCAUAUGCUAGCCAGUACCCUAUGGUAGUGGAUGAGCUGUUCCGCAUGAUGAAGCUGUUUGUGUCCCGCCAGCCAGAUAUAACGAGCGAGGAGAGUGCUCAGAUCCAGGAAUUUAAGAGAAUGACGCUCAAGUGUUACCUGGAAUGCCUGGAAAGAAGCUCCUGUUGGACAACCCUUAUCAGUGCGUUCCGCGUGUUACUAGAGAAUGAUGAAGACAGACUGGGCGUCAUCACAUACCAUGGGCUCAGCAGACUGGCGGAUGCAUUCAACACACUUCACAUGAUGUACCAGGAGGCAACGGCCUGCCAUGUCACUGGAGAUCUGGUUGAGCUUCUCUCUAUCACGCUAUUGACUCUACAAUGUGCCGUCAAAUACAGAGAUAGAAAGGAUGUGAAGCAGUCGUUACUACAGUGGCAGGAGCGGUUGGAAUUUGCCCAGAAGUUGUUGACAUUACUCAACUGCUACACACCGGAUAAUGUCAGGAAAGAAAGUCUUGCUCUACUGAAUGAACUGGUAACCCUCUACCCAAGGGAAUGUGUGCAAAGACUGGUACCCAUCAUCCUGCACGCUCAUCACCACUUUCAGACAAAUAACAUCCCAUUGUCCACAGGUCCGUACUUCCCAAGACGUAUGCCAAAGCCUGCCCCGAACAAGACCAGCAUCAGACCUCUAAGACCUGAGCUUCAGAUGUUCCUUCAUCCCAGCCAACUGGAGACGUCUCAUGGUUCGGAUCCAGCGUAUGACGCAGCAUUGAGGGAGUACUUCCUACCAUAUCAUCAGCUCGUAGAGACGCUUUGUCAUACUGCCCUCAACGUCAACCUCUUCACAGAGGAUACCAUCAACCUCAGUGGUUUGGUGGCGCUGGAAGGUGUACCCCUUCAGCUUGACUGGUUUGCCAAGCUGUGGAAACUCAUCUACCAUUCUGAGGGAAGCGAUAAGACUGGUGUGCAGCUUCUAUGUAGCCUUCAUACAUUCCAUGACUAUGUGGAUGGCAUCCUACUAGAUGAGAGGACAUCCUUCAACAACCCAGACAUCAACUCAUUCUUCUGUAUAUUCUUCCCUAAGGUGUACAAACAAAUCCUGUGCAAUACGUGGGAGUCGGUGGUAGACUCCAUCAUCUGUGGCAUACUUGGGGAGACUGAGGACGUUGAUCGCUACAAACAAGAUGAACUCAAGCUCAUGGCUUAUAAACUCAAUGGGGAUAUCCGUGCCCUUCUCUUGAUGUUCUCUGUGGUGCCCCCUCGGGCCAUGAAUCCCCACUUCCCACCAGCCCUCCAACACAUCCUCGCAGCCUGCAGAAGAGACAGAGAAGCCAGGCUAGCCGAGGUCAGUAGAGUUCAAAGGUCGGAACCAGAGGUCACUGAGAAGGAGGAGGUCAACGGUGAGGAGAGUGAUCGAGAUACUGACUCGGAGGCCGUCCCCAGGAAGAAAAUCAAGUUGAGUCCCGAAGGUGCCGAGAAAGAAGAGAGGAAUUCUCCCAAAGCUUCCACCAAAGACCAAGAGAAGACGCAACCUGAUGAAGUCACCACGUCGAAGACUGACGAAGCCGAGCAGAAGAAGACGAGAGAUUCUGCCAGCCCUCAUGAUGGCAGUGAUCAAGAAGGUGUGGAAGAGGACACAGUGGAAGAGGGUAAGCAGCCGUCAUCGGAUGCUGAAGGGGAUAAGACUUUCUUGUCGGACGCCAAGACGGCAGAGAGUGAGAGACCAAAGUCCCCCAAAAAAGAGAAACAGGAAGCGAGGAAUGAGACGCCGAGUCAAGACGUGCCAUCCACCAGUACCGCGAGUGUAGCAGUCGCUGACUCUAAAGAGCCUGUCAGAAGGUUGUCAAACUCGACGUUGAGGCAGCAGAACUUUGUGGAUGUGCUUGCUAGGAGCAUCGAGCAACUGAUGAAGUGUUUGGAGCAGGCUGUCUGAAACCAAUCGGUGAAAAGGAAUAUGUGGAAAUACUCUUUCAGUGAAGUCACUCUGUAAAAAUCACUGAUUAAGUCUGUUGUUUAAAGCAGGCUGUGCGGUAUCACUCGGUGAAAAAAGAAAAGAUGCUCUGUGAAUCUAUCAGUGGAAAUAAACAUUCAGUGAAGUCACUCUGUAAAAAUCACUGAGUGGUUACUCUGUUUGAUGCGGGCUGUGUGAAAUCACUCAGUGAAAAUGAAAUCUAUCAGUGAAACCCCUCAUGAAGUUCUUUUAUCACUGGGGCAGUCUGUAUGAGACCAUUCAGUGUGCAACAUCCUGUGAAAUCUAUGGGUGAAAGACUCAUUCUGUGAACUCACUCAGUGAAAAUUGCUUAUUAAUCACUGUGCCUGGAGCAGGCUUUGUGAAAUCACUUAUCAGUGAAUAACUCAUUGAAGUUUCUGAAAUGUUUGAACGAGUUUUGUGGAAUCAGUGAAAAUCUGUCUGAGAAGUGCUGACUUGGUUUAAUCAUGAGAAAGUUUUUUCAAUGCUUGAGCAAGCCAUUAUUUGGGGUUUUUGCAGUGAAUCACUUUUGUGAAAUACUGUGUGAAAUCACUCAGUGAAUCACAAGUUGACUCAGACAGUACUGAAUCAUUGAGCUUGUGAUGUGUAUUUCUAGAUUGGAUCGGGUUGGAUGAGGAAAGAUGCAAAAUCACGAUUGAAUCAAAAUCAAUGGGGUAAAAAAAUAUAUAUACCGAUGAAUUGCCCUCUGAUUGUACAUACUAAAAAAAUGCUGUCCUUCAAAUCUGUGCAGGGAAAAGAGGCUUGGCUGUGAAUAGAUAUUUAUUGUGACUUAUUCUCAGCAGACACUUUAAGUGUGCAUCAAUAAGAAAUCAUUUUAGUUUAUCGUCUCCGUCAAUAGAGUGAGAGUUCUUACCAUGGUCCUACCGUUUGAUUUCUUAGUGUCAGACCAUUCCCUUGCUGAGAAAUCUGUGAGAAUAACUUAAAGGCACUAGACAGGUUUGGUAAAUUGUCAGAGACCAGCAUUCUCACUCGGUGUAUCCCAAGAUA
This is a messenger RNA of Asterias rubens (European starfish), 12346 nucleotides long. Its product is annotated as ubiquitin carboxyl-terminal hydrolase 34-like. The transcript has 76 exons. Gene Ontology annotation, cellular component: cytosol; nucleus. Gene Ontology annotation, molecular function: cysteine-type endopeptidase activity; cysteine-type deubiquitinase activity. The coding region runs from base 146 to 11302 and encodes 3718 amino acids. Gene Ontology annotation, biological process: protein deubiquitination. Lineage: Eukaryota; Metazoa; Echinodermata; Asteroidea; Forcipulatida; Asteriidae. The record is from RefSeq and is a predicted model, not a curated record.